GCCUUGUACGGAUGUGUACUUCUCGUUCAUUCAUGCCUUACAGAUAACUAAAUGAACAAGUAGCCGCGUGCCAACCGCCAACCGCGGCAUUCGAAACCAACCAAGUAGAGAUAGAGUGUUACAGACUUCGCACCCGUCCGCCCUGCUCUAUAUAUAGCCAUUAACGUAGAUCAAUCUACGCACGUGCGCCAAUUUCUUCGCUUAGUUGCAUGCCGCAGAUGCAUGCUUGAAGUCCAGCCAUGGCACCGGCGGAUGGCGGCCGCAGCAGCAGAGAUGGCGCCCCCAUGGAGGCCGGGAAGGCGGAGCCGACCAAGCCUUCGCGCAUCAAGGAGCUCGGUGCCAGCCAGCAGCGGGUCGUGACGCGAAUGCCCGGGGAGAAGAAGAAGAUCAAGGCGAAGCUGCGUGAGGCGGUGGAUGUCGGGAACUCCGCGUCCACGACGACGUUGCCCGGCGACGGCAAGGAGCAGCAGCAACAGCCGUCGUCGUUGCCCGGAGACGGCAAGGAGCAGCAGCAGCGGCCGUCUUCGUUGCCCGGCGACGGCAAGGAGCAGCAGCAACGGCCGUCUUCGUUGCCCGGCGACGGCAAGGAGCAGCACCAAGGGUCCGGGAAGAGGCCGAGGUUCGUCUGGACUACCGAGAUGCACGUCAAGUUCGUGGAAGCACACACAACUCUUGGGAGAGACGCUGUGCCGAAGAAAAUACUGGAGUUGAUGAAUGAUCCUAGUCUGACUAGAGCGAAUGUCUCCAGCCACCUUCAGAAAUAUAGACUGAAUUUGAGAAGACAAGAAGGGCAGCCAAUUGGGGCGAGAGGUAAUGCCAGAGCGACAAGGUUGCAUCACAGAGCUCAACCCAUUCAAGAAGAUGCUCCUCAAGCACCUUCAACCCCUCUGCAUCGUCCGCCUCGAGGACCCUUUCUCCAGGAAGCCUCUCCUCAAGCACCUUCACUCCCUAUGCAUCCUCCUCAUCCUCAAGGACCCUUUGCCACUCCCAGCAUGUCUCAACCGCAAACGCAAACAGGGCAUGGCCGGCUAGUCCAGACACCGCCAGAUCACCGCUACAGGAGCAAUGCUCGAAGCUUGCCUCAUCAACACCCGAACUUGCCCGUGGCACAGCAAAACUUGCUUCAUCAAGUCCACCCGAACCUACCUGUAGCCCAGCCGAUGCCGAUGCAGGACCGCUUCAAUCCAUCGCCGCUCCAGGUCGCCGCGAUGCGGCAGAUGCAUAUCACGCGACAGCGAGCACAGCAAGCUGCAAGGAUGCAGCAGGCUGCCGCUGCCUCAGGCUACAAUCACAUGCUGGUAAGGAACUACGAGCUGGGUGCGCAGCGGGAGAAUAUCAGAGCUCCAGCGACGGGAGCCUUGCUGAACCAUCGCCCAGAGCCGUUCAUGCAGGCGUAUCCUCAAGCUAUGGACAUGCGCAGAGGAUACUCGGUUCCUGAGGCCAAUGUGAGAGAUGAACAGAUGGCGCAGCAGCAGAUCGGCGUCCAAGCUGAAACGGGGCAAGCGCGCGCCUCGGCACCAGACGCCGCUCCCCUUGUCGAUCCGGGUCGCGGCCACGCAGAUGAUUUGAGCGACGACGUCCAGCAAUAUUUGAUUAGCGAUUCGGAAGCUUCAUGGAACCGCGAAUUCCCCUCCAAACAAACCUGAUUGGCACGCUGGCUGCGCCGAUGGCAGAUUUCCACACCAACCCUCUGUUUGUUUAGAGUUAGGGAAUUGGCCUUGGCGAGCUUGAGCUUCGUCUUCAGCUUAUUGAUGUUGUAUGAAUUUCAAGCUCUCCUAAUCAUGGCAAAGCUUUUGGUAGAUGCUAAUAAUAGGCCCUUGAUAGACAGGACACAGGACCUCAGUUUGCUAGCUAUUCGUUGGUGAUUCUUUUAUUCUUUGUUAGAAAAAAACAUUGGUGAUUUAUUUAUGUCGCGGACACUUUUUGAUGUGAGGAUGUUGUUGGU
This is a messenger RNA of Phragmites australis (common reed), 1945 nucleotides long. Its product is annotated as two-component response regulator ORR22-like. The transcript is spliced from 6 exons. Gene Ontology annotation, cellular component: nucleus. Lineage: Eukaryota; Viridiplantae; Streptophyta; Magnoliopsida; Poales; Poaceae. The coding region runs from base 240 to 1646 and encodes 468 amino acids. The record is from RefSeq and is a predicted model, not a curated record. Gene Ontology annotation, molecular function: DNA binding; DNA-binding transcription factor activity. Gene Ontology annotation, biological process: regulation of DNA-templated transcription.